AUGACAAAAAAAUCAAUAAAUUUAGAAGUCGAUCCUUCUAUAAUGGAAAAAAAUAUGAGAAUUAUAAAAGAUAAUCCAGUUGAAGAGGAAUUAAAUAAAUUACUUUCUUCAGUUGAUUCAGUCCCAUCUAAGCUCGUUAAACCUAGACCAGGUUUUUGUGUUAAAACAUUUACAAAGCCUGAUAACAAGAAGGUUUUUGUGAACAUUUGUUUAACGGAAGCCAUACCAUGUCCGAGAGAUAUUACCAAUGAUGAGUUGAUGCAAAUAUUGAGUUCUGAUGAUCCCUCCAGUUACAGAGUACCUAUGAGCAUAGGGGAAGGUCGAACAGAAUUAGAUAAGUCUGGAGCACCUGCAACAGUGUAUGAUGUGGCGAUCAAUCCAAAUUUCUUCAGUAAAAUUGAGAAAGAUGAUUUGUUUCAAACAUUUUUUCUCACAGUUGUCUUUGAAGGAUUACAAGACAAAUAUCAGUUUGAAAUUGACUCACAAAAGUAUUCAGUUUUGAAGAAUAGGAAAUCUAUUGGUACACUUCAAUCUCAUAGAAUUCAAAUUCGAGAUAUUAAAACAUGUAAUGCAGAAACUAAGCCACUGAUAGAAGAAAUUCUUACUGAAUCUGGCCCAAAAAUGAAUGAAAUGCCUACACAAAUAAAGAAAGCAAUAGUGUAUAGACUAAGAAGAGAGCCUCCGACUGGUGAAAUACAAUAUUUAUUGGCUGAAUUUAGAAUUCCAGCAUCAGUAGAUAUAAAAGACUUACAUUUAGAGGUUGGGGAAGACAGGCUAGUUUUGGAUUCUAAAGGUCAAUUUGAUUCGGUGGAUUUCUUUCUACCGUGCAGUGUUGAUCAAGAGAUUAUAGAAGCUCAAUUGAAUAGAAAUAAUGAUAUACUGUCAGUGAAAAUGCCUGCAAUACAUUAA
This is a messenger RNA of Parnassius mnemosyne (clouded apollo), 909 nucleotides long. The record is from the annotation of a GenBank genome assembly. Lineage: Eukaryota; Metazoa; Arthropoda; Insecta; Lepidoptera; Papilionidae.